Caenorhabditis briggsae is the source of this 1782-nucleotide messenger RNA. Gene Ontology annotation, biological process: proteolysis. The transcript has 9 exons. The record is from RefSeq and is a predicted model, not a curated record. Lineage: Eukaryota; Metazoa; Nematoda; Chromadorea; Rhabditida; Rhabditidae. Gene Ontology annotation, molecular function: cysteine-type endopeptidase activity. The coding region runs from base 1 to 1782 and encodes 593 amino acids.
AUGGAAAAAGUGGAGCCGGCGGUGAAGAAAAGGCGAUUGACGAAAAAGAAACGGAUCAAACGGAGAAAGCGAUUGGGUUUGGAUAAGGAAUCGGAAGCGAGGAAAACUCAGGAAUUUUGUCUGAAGGUUAAUGAGAGGACCCAGAAUUUGGAGGAAUUUCUAAAGUUGACGGGUCGGAAACCGGAACAACGUCUCCUGGAAAUCGGAAAUGUGGCGAAGAAUCAGCAAAAUAAGGGAAAUGAGACCACCGAUGGAACUGCUGUGAAGAUACCAAUUUGCGGAAUUGGAUUUAAUAAGAAAGCCUUUGAAUUUAAAAGACAGGAAAUCUGCCUACGAAAACUCACGGAAAUUGAACAAACUGUCAAGUAUUUUGGAUCAUCUGAUUCUCAUGGCGAUUCAGCUGUUAUUAUUUUUAUCACCCAUGGAAAUGCCAAUGGAAUACUUGGAUCUGACAAUGCAGAGUUCAAUGUGGAACAAGUUUUUUCGCUCCUCAGCCCUCAGAAUGCUCCUCGGUUGGCUGGGAAGCCGAAAAUCAUCUUCACGGAAAACUGCCGUGGUGAAAGUCAGGAUGCAGGGUACUGUGUGGUGGAGGAGCCAAGGUCAGCACACGGAUUGGUACGUUCAGGAAUGGGUUUGGUGGUGGAAAAGCAUGAAGAGAAGGUUGGCAAGACAACCAGAGCGAUCCCGAUGACGUCGGACUUUCUCCUCUGCUGCUCCACAAGCCAUGGCAACUUGGCGUUUGCAGAUGCACAAUUAGGCUCGUACCAUGUGCAACUGCUGUGCGAAACUAUUGCCAAUCGAGCUCACAAGGACGAUUUGGAGAAGAUGUUGGUGGAAAUUAGGAAGCGAAUGUCCCAAAUGGAGUUCCGAGGGAAAGGAAUUUUGAAAAAACAAAUGCCGGAGAGUAAUUCCGGUUCCAUCAAAAUCUGCAAGAUUGGAAAAAGCGAUGGCAAUGAUACAUCGUGGGAGACAACGAUUGAUAGUAUUGCCUUGUUUUUGGCGAAGAAUCACACAAAAGCCCCUCAAAUAUUCACAUAUCAAUCCGGGGAUGUUUGUGAAUUCGUGGGAAGUGUGGAUCGGGCCAAAAUGAGAGCUGACUUCAUUUUGGUUGUCAAGAAACACGACGAUCCACAACUCAAUUGUGAUCCGGAAUGGGGACGGCAAAGUUUUGCAAUUGUUAAUUUCUAUCCCGAAAAUUCGGACCUGGUAGAUGAAUUGGAUGAGGACGUUCGUUUUGUGGCAAAGAUUGCGUUCACGUCUUCUGAAACUUCAAAAGAUCCAGUUCCCGAGUGGAAGAAUCUAACAUCGGCUCAUCGUCUUCUUGCCCAGCUGACCCCACACUUUAUGUCUUCACAGAGUCGGAUUCCAGAUGAAUAUCCUUUUAAAGCUGAAAGAGAGGAGCGUAUGAAGCGUCGGACACUGAAAGCUGUCAUUGCUCUAAUGGGGCUUGCCGUGUGCUCUUUGCUAGUUAUCAUGUUCCUGGGAAGCUUGUCAAGAUACAACGAAUCUAAAAAACUGAAGGAACAAGAAUUGGAAAAGAAGAAGAAACAUGAGGAACAGGCGGAACCAACUCAACCCAAAAGCAAUCAUGGAGAGAAAUCGGAGAAAUCUGAGAAGAAGUCAGAGAAAAAAUCCGGAAAGGACAAAUCCGAGAAGCCAAAUGUGAAAUCUUCAAAAUCGGCGAAAUCCGAGGAAUCGAAGUCUUCGAAAUCCUCGAAAAAGGACGAGCCGAAAAAGGGUAAUGAGGAAGAACCCUUGCUUGACAAGUCCAAGAAGGAUUAG